Messenger RNA from Acanthopagrus latus (yellowfin seabream), 3473 nucleotides. It is a transcript of the gene rbck1, whose product is annotated as RanBP-type and C3HC4-type zinc finger containing 1. Gene Ontology annotation, biological process: positive regulation of canonical NF-kappaB signal transduction; protein linear polyubiquitination; proteasome-mediated ubiquitin-dependent protein catabolic process. Bases 237 to 1814 code for a protein of 525 amino acids. Lineage: Eukaryota; Metazoa; Chordata; Actinopteri; Spariformes; Sparidae. The transcript has 13 exons. The record is from RefSeq and is a predicted model, not a curated record. Gene Ontology annotation, molecular function: ubiquitin binding; ubiquitin-protein transferase activity. Gene Ontology annotation, cellular component: LUBAC complex.
UCUUCCUCGAACAUGACUCAGUUUCACUUUCCGUUCCGACCUGCCAUCCACCGAGAGGUCACAGCUGGACGGCAGGAAACACACAAGUAGAGAAGUCCUCCCUGGACGGUAUUCCCUCCUUCAGGUCGGGAUUUAUAAACUUUUCCUUCUCCUCCCGUCGCCUGGAGAGGAAGUGGCGGACUGAAUGCGGACGUGACAACGACAACCACGACUCGACCCGAGGGAAAGGUGCAAACAUGACCUCUGGAGUUACGCCGACUGUCAGUUUGGAAGAGGCCGAGGAGCUGGCCCUGUCUCUGGGUGAAGCCCUCAGCAGUGGGGACGGACAGGAAGCGGCCAGGCUGUGUGAGAGACUGGCUCAGCUCUGCGUCCCAGUGUCUGUCAGAGUCAACAGUCAGGCUUACCCCCAGGACCCCAUCAGGCUGCUGGUCGGAGUGGAGGACGCCCAGUCAGAUAACUACAUCCCAGUGACCAUUGUGGUUUCUGCUGACAUGACAAUCGCACAACUUAAAGACAAGAUCAGCCACGACUUCGGGUUCGUCCCCGCGCUGCAGCGCUGGGUGAUCGGGAAGCGGCUGGCUCAAGACCGCGAGACAUUGUACAGCCACGGCAUCCGUAAGAGCGGCGACCAGGCCUUCCUGUUCAUCCUCUCCGCUCAUGCUGCUCAUCUCACGAAGCAGCAGCACAGGCAGGAGCAGGAGCAGCAACGCAUUGAAGGCAUCAUGGAGUCCAUGCAGUCAUUGCAGCUUUUGCCCAGAGGGCUGGGCGAGGGUGGAGACGAGAAGACAGGUCUUCCUCCAGAGUAUCAACUCAUUCCUCCUCCUCUUCCUCCAAAACCGCUGAGAGCUGCCAGACCACCUGUGGCUCCUGAACCUGAGCAUGGCUGGACCUGUGCCAUGUGCACGUACAGGAACAAACCAACGCGACCUGGCUGUGAGAUGUGCGGAGGGGAUCGGCCGGAGGAUUACGAGGUGCCCAACAUCUACGAGCCAGACCAGCAGGAGAUUCUUCGGCUUCAGCAGGAGGAGGUGGCCAUGAUGCAGUACGUACAGGCUCAGCAGGAGGAACGACAGAGAAACUACCUGCACCUCUUGGCAACAGAGGAACAGAACCUGAUCCCCAACACCGACGAGACCGACUGUCCCAUCUGCUUCUCCCACCUGCAGCCAGGAGAGGGCAUCGUGCUCAGAGAGUGUCUGCACACCUUCUGCAGGGAGUGUCUGAAGGGGACAGUAGUGAACAGUCAAGAUGCUGAGGUGUCCUGUCCCGACAACUGUGAGAGCAAGCUGCUGGACCGAGAGAUCAAAGAGUUGCUAACAGAAGAGGAGCACCAGCGGUUUCUGGAGCUGCGCCUGAGCAUCGCGGAAAGCCGCUCAGAGCACAGCUUCCACUGUCAGACCCCCAACUGUCGAGGGUGGUGCAUCUACGAGGACGAAGUCAACGAGUUCCCGUGCGAGCUCUGCAACGAAACCAACUGCAUUCUCUGCAGGGCCAUCCAUAAUGGCAUGAAUUGUAAGGACUACCAGGAUGACCUGCGCGUCCGAGCAGAGAACGACCUCGCGGCUCAGCAGACGAAACAGAUGCUCGAGAGCCUGCUGCAGAACGGGGAGGCCAUGAAGUGUCCACGGUGUGACAUCAUCGUCCAGAAGAAAGACGGCUGCGAUUGGAUCUGCUGUCUGAUGUGCAAGACAGAAAUCUGCUGGGUCACCAAACAAGCUCGCUGGGGCCCAAAUGGCAGGGGCGACACAUCCGGUGGCUGUGGGUGCCGGGUCAACAAUCAGCCAUGUCAUCCCAACUGCCAGAACUGCCACUGAGUCAAACACACUAACAAACAUGCACACAGCUGCAAGCGCUUUAUAGUGUCUGAAGAAGAGCAGACCUCGGCUGAUGCUCAGGCUGUUAGCUUAAUGCUAGCUACAUUCUUGUGUUGCUUUGACCUCUUUUACUCAAAGGUUCAGUGUGUGGUCUUUAGUGACAUCUGUUGGUGUGGUUGCAGGCCGUCUCUCUUCUAAAAACAAAAAGAAAACGUGCCCUAACGUGGUAGAUAUUGAUUUAUUCUAAGGGGGAAAAAAAACACCAUGAUUCUUAGUUUCAGGUGAUGUUAGACCAAUAAAAACAUAAUUAUGUAUUAUAUCUUUCUACCCUUAAAUACUGCACACUGGACCUUUAACUCUAAGCCUUGUUUCAGAUGUGCUGCACACCUCAUUAAAGUUGCCUUAACCAUAGAUGUAAAUGUUAUACAAGAUUGCCAGCUAUGUCUCUUAUAUUUCCACAGCUGACUAUACUGUCAGUGUGAGAAAAUAAGCUUUAUGGGGAUCUGCUGCCAUAAUAAUAUUUGCGAUUCUUUGACCGGUUUGGCCGAUUGCUUCUGCUUCCGUCAUAAUCAGUUUGAUGAGCCAGCAAUGUUCUCAUGUAGAGAUGCACUAAUUGAAAAUCUUCUUGGCAAAUGUUAAUGUUUUUAACUAUUCAAGCAUAAUUGACAGCAUAGACAAACAUUUAUACAUUCCUAAUACUCGGUUGAAUAUUAAAUGGGCCUAACUUGGGUCUGACCUGGUUCACGGGACCUUCUCUCAUUCUCACUUAAACAAAUCUUUAAAUAAAGUGCUCCGUGAUUGGAUAGAAUUGCAUCCAACUGAAAAUGAACUGCAGAAUGUUCCACUUCAUGUUGUGAGCUAUGUUAUGAAUGACUUGUUCAUGAAAUCGUCCACGCAAAUUUGGUUUAAAUUUAAGACCCGAUAAGUAUUUUCGCAGUUUAAACUGGUAUCCAGGACUCUUACUGUGAAAGGUAAAAAAAAUGUAAGGAGUCCACACAGAUAGAUCUGACACAAUGUCGGAUUCGUCCAAUUCCGGUUCCUGCUUUGUUCUAUCAUCUCCAAUAUCCUGCUGACUCGCUCCAACUCACAAGGUCGACGGAACAAAUACAAAUGUCACUAAACUCAGAACAACUCCGUAAAUUCGGAAUUCUUUUUUGUUUGUGUGUAAAGUCUGGCUCCAGCUAAUUAACUAGAGCUUACAAAAAUGUUUGUCUAUGAUUGAUUUGAAGUUUUUUAAAUAUAAUUCAUAAUUUAAUAUAUAAAACAGAAAAAUACUUACAGACAAAUGAGUACAGUCUUCCUAACUAAACUGAGCAGACAUUCUAACAGGUGUUAUUGCCAUUUAUUGCUUCAUACGUGAGUAACAAUGAAUUUAUAUUCGCAAAUUUAUAUUUAGCGAUAGAUUGUAUUUCAGUCAGCUUAUCAGACUGCGGUGAAGGAUUUUGUUUACAUCGAAAUGAAUGUGUUCCCAGCUGCUCUGACGCACUUAUUACCUUUUGAAAUAUCAGGUUAAAAUGUAGCACAGUGGACAAACAAUGAUGCUGUAUUUUUGUAAGGUAUUCAGAAUUUUAUCUGUAUUUCUGAAACGUUCAUUCCUCGAGUGCUGCAGCCACUACUUGUAGCCUUUUGUUAUAUAUAAAAUAUGAUGUUUACAUCUUG